UAAAGAAUCAAUACAUGAAAAAGAACCAACCAUUAAACCAGUUCAAGAACUAGAAACCACUAAAGAAUCAAUACAAGAAAAAGAACCAACCAUUAAACCAGCUGAAGAACUAGAAACCACUAAAGAAUCAAUACAAGAAAAAGAACCAACCAUCAAACCAGCUCAAGAACUAGAAACCACUAAAGAAUCAAUACAUGAAAAAGAACCAACCAUCAAACCAGCUCAAGAACUAGAAACCACUAAAGAAUCAAUACAUGAAAACGAACUAACCAUUAAACCAGCUCAAGAACUAGAACCCACCGAACAUUCAACACAAGAAAGGGAACCAAUCAUUAAACCAGCUCAAGAAAUGGAAAAAUGUACAGUGACACCAGAACCUACAAGGAAGAUAAUGCUUGUGCCAGAACCCACAAAAGAACCAGCACAUGAUGCAGGACCCAUUCAGAAACCAUCUGAAGAAACAUUGUCCCUUGAAAAAUUAGCACAAGAAAUAGAACCAACCAAUAAAUCAGCUGAAAAAACAGAAGAAGUGCCUAUCACAGAAACACUAGUACCAAUAGAAGAACCAACCGAACAAAUUAGUACUUUCAUAAAGCCAGCAAAAGAAACUCAACCCACAAGUGAACUAGGCCCAGAAGUAGAAUUAACCAAACAACCUUUACAAGAAUUAGAACUUGAAAAAGAAGUUGUAGAAACAAUAAAGCCUACAGAAGAACUUACACAAGAAGCAGAAGCUGGCAAAGGACCAGAAAAAAAAGAAGAACCCACCAGAGAACCUGCCCAAGAAGUAGAACACUCAACAAAAACAACACAUGAAAUAGAAAUCUCCAGAAUACCAGAUAAAGAGCUUGACCUCUCCAGAGAAUUGGUGCUAGAAGAAAAACCCACUAGAGGUCCAUCAACUGAAGCAGAAGAGGCAAAGGAGACAGCAGAACCAACUAACAAAGCAGAUCAUGUUGAAAGAACUGAGAAGAAACCAGAACCCACAGUGAAAAUAAAACAGGAAGAUAAAUCUGUGGAUGAGAAAGAGCCCACAACUGGAGCUGAAUCAGAAGAUAAAACCCAUGUUCUUCCAGCAACUGUAGAUAAAACUCAAGAAUCAGCUGAAAGUGGAACUUUGGAAGAUAAGGAAGAUGGAACGUCUGAGGCCACAGAAGAUACAACUGAAGGAAAAGAAAGAACUACGUCAGAAGUUUUAGAGGAGUUGGUUGUACCAGAGACAUCCAGAAAGUCUCAAGAUGAGAUUACUCCUGUAAUUGUUUCUGAAGACAUAAAAGAACUAUGGCUAGGUACAGAGGUGAAUGAAACACUAGAGGUACCUGUCAGACCUCCAAGUGAUUCUGAGAUAUUGGUUCCACUAGAAACCACCAAGGAGACCACUCCCCAAGUGGCUGAACAUGAACCUGUUACAGAAUAUGCUCCUGGAAUUAAGGGGGAGGUUGUCUUUGAGGAUUUGAGUAACACAACUUCUGAGGUUAUGACUGAAGUUCAUCCAGGGACGAUUUCAGUGGUAGAAACCAUCAAGCAAGUCACUCCUGAAGAGGUUCCGUCAAGCGAGGACGGUGCCCAGGCACCCGAAGAUGUUAAUGAAAACAUACUGGAGUCUCCAGCAGUAGCUACACCUGAGACCCUUGAAGAGUUUACUCCAGAAACAGUUGUUGAAGCCCCAACAGAGAGUACACAAGAUACAACAACAAUAGGAGAUUCUGCCUUCGAGGCCACAAUCAAGUAUGUGGUGGAAACCAACAAUGGCAACUUCCCAGUUCUAACAAAGAUGACCUACGAAGAAGAUGACAAUUUACUUGGAAACAACGGCUUCUUGUUGGAGAAUGAGCAGAACUCUAUCGGUAACGAGAUAGACGACACGUUGCUUCGACCCCCACGGCCCUUGAAGGACCAGGUGGUGGAGCUGAGGAUCAAGCUUAGAGGAGAAACUUACAACGAUGCUCUGAGGGACCCAACCAGCUUCGAGUACCAGCAGCUGGCCCGACAGUUCAAACGCAAGACUGAAGACAUCUUUGAGAAGCUGCCGGGCUUUAAGAGCAUCGACAUCAUUGAAUUCAGACCUCAGAAGGACCUUAAGCGGUAA
Nematolebias whitei (Rio pearlfish) is the source of this 2089-nucleotide messenger RNA. RefSeq names its product proteoglycan 4. Gene Ontology annotation, molecular function: hyaluronic acid binding; heparin binding. NCBI's taxonomy places the organism in Eukaryota, Metazoa, Chordata, Actinopteri, Cyprinodontiformes, Rivulidae. Gene Ontology annotation, biological process: visual perception. The record is from RefSeq and is a predicted model, not a curated record. Bases 350 to 2089 code for a protein of 579 amino acids. The transcript is spliced from 4 exons.